CGGACAUAUUCCCAGCUGUUUGUUUGGGAACUGCCACUUCCGGGAUUGAAUCUGCCCCCCAUCAAGCGGUUGUAGUUGUUAGAACCCUUCGUAGCAGCUGCAUCCCUCUUGUGGGUGACAAGCCGCUUCUAUUCAAUCUCUAUACUCAAGUUAGUUAGAGACAGGAUCCAAGACCAAUUAAUGGAAUUUAUUCCGAUAGGCCUCACGGCAGUAGGAUGGGUGGCGUCUCCAUGGGCAACUGUGUGGAUCAACAGCUUCCGUAGUCGUCGGAAGCAGAGUAGAACCGGGAAGCAGAAAUUGAAUUUGCUAAAGCAAUUCGUGGAUUUAGGAAGAGAGGACAAAGUUCCCCACUCUCAGGGUGACCUCCUUUAUUCGAAGAACUGGCUCCGGCGUUUCAAGGAUGCUAUUUCCGAUGCUGAGGAUGCCAUUUACAGUCAUGAAUUUGCCAAGGACGACAAUCAGAUAAAUAAUAUUCUUGAGAUAUUUGAAGAUCUAGCUGGUGAGAAAAAAGCUUUCUCUCAAAAGUUGAUGCAACAGGAAAUCUCAACCUGGCGGAGGACCAAUUAUCUCAUGUGCAGAGAAAUCAAAGGAAGAACAGAUGAGACAGAAAAAUUGAAAAAUUGGCUACUCAGUGAUCAAUCAUCUACUAACUCCAAUACAAACGUCUCUGCUCUGUCUAUCAUUGGCACAGGAGGCAUUCGCAAGACGAUCCUUUCUCAACUUGCCUUCAACAAUCAAGAGGUGCAGCAAAACUUUGAGGUCAGGGCAUGGGUCUUUCUGUACGAACCUACUAGGCCGGGGCCCACCGUUUAUAUCAAAGCCAACGAGUCCAACUCAGCAUCCUCUGACCAAACUUCAACUAGUUUUGAAGACUUCCAUAACAAAUUUGUAAGCAACACGAAGAACAAAAGGUUUUUUAUGGUGUUGGAUGAUCUGUGGAAUGAGUUCGCCGACGAAUGGGAUAAAUAUCUCUCCUUGUUUAAAUGUGGAAAACAUGGUAGCAAAAUUAUUGUAACUGCCAGGCUUAAAGGAGUAGCAAAUGUAAUAAACUUAGACCCAGACUCGCAAAUAGAUCUUGAUGUCCUUCGACAAGAUGAGUACUUGAAAUUAUUUAAAGAAUGUGUAUUUGGCAACAGUGAGUUACUGUCUGAAGAAUUUGCAUUUGGCAACAAGAGCUCACGCGAGGAUUACUCGGCCUUGGAAAAUGUACUAUUCAGAAUAGCCAUGAGGUUUGGGGGUUCGCCCUUGGCUGCAGUAGAGGUUGGACGUGAGUUAAAGCUUUCUUUAGAUCAAGAACGCUGGAACUCAAUUUUGCCCAAUAAAUUUUGCAUAGCCGAUCCAAGAGAGAAAGACAUUAUAUCAAUUCUGGGAUUAUGUUACAGAAAGCUACCUGGGCGUCUUGAGCAAUGCUAUCUUUCUUGUGCUCUAUUUCCUAGGGACUAUCAGUUUGAGGAACAUCAAUUGAAUUUAAUUUGGAUAGGUAUGGGCUUUGUGCAUUCUGGAUCUACGGCAGGAAACUAUAUUAAGGAUUUCUCAAUAAGGUCAUUUUUCAUAGAUACAGCAAGAACAGAUAAUAAAUACGUGUUCCAUCAUGUCUUGCAUGAACUUGCAGAAUACAUAUCAGAUGGAGAAUUUUUUAGACUCGAAAAGAAAAUCAUGGAAAGUGAGAGCAUAGAAAUCCCAGAAGAAGCUCGCCAUGUAUAUAUUUUAGCUGAUAAUUUUGCCAAGGCUUCAGAAGCUUUGAGAAGGAAUGAAAAAUUGCGCAGCUUGGUAAUUGAUGGUCCUUUAUCAAACUCCAAUGAUGAAAAAUCCUUCAUGAAAUCGCUUGGGAAAGUACUAAACAAUUUGAAAUCCCUGAGAUUCUUGGUGCUUUCUGUGCUUCCACAGAAUUUACCAACAACAGUUGGCAAACUAAAAUAUCUUCGAUACCUUGAGUUCCCAAUCAAUCAAGAGAAAUUGCCCAAGCUAUCCAAUUCAUUUCAGAGAAAUUAUACAUUAAAAAGGUGGGAUUCUAAGUAUUUGUUGGUAGCCAAAGAUAUUGAUAAAUUGAUCGAACACCGCUGCAGCUCUGCCAAGAUUGUAAAUGAAGACAUGAUCUAUUACUGCUGCUGAUGAAGCAAAAACUGCUCUAUGGUGCACCACCUGAGUCAGCCACUUUCGCUAUGUUUUUCAUUUAGCUGGGUGUUGUCUUACUCUUCGCAGAUCUAUUAAUUUAUGUUCUAUGCUUUCCUAUUUAGUUGUGAUGUCAGGUCACUACACUUUCCUUGUAGUCUGUUCUAUCAUGCAUGUAGAAAACACUAGUAGAUGAUGACCAGUUAAACCUUUUGUUACGUUCUGAUUGAGUUCGUGUAAGAAUCGAGUUCUGAUUGAGCUCGUGAAAGAAUCGUUUA
Molecule: messenger RNA, 2390 nt
Organism: Zingiber officinale
Lineage: Eukaryota; Viridiplantae; Streptophyta; Magnoliopsida; Zingiberales; Zingiberaceae
Product: putative disease resistance protein At3g14460
Exons: 3
Coding region: 181-2112 (643 amino acids)
Biological process (GO): defense response to other organism
Molecular function (GO): ADP binding
Source: RefSeq, a predicted model, not a curated record